ACGCAGGCGGAAGGCAGCCCUAGGACGGGUUGCUUAUCUCUUGGCACAAGAUUUGCUUGAGGGUGAUUGAUUCGGACAUUACAUGUCAGGAGGACCCAGGUCAGAGGAGGUAGUCGGCCCUUCAAGGGGGAAGGGACCAGUCCCAUAUCUUGGGGAUGGCUACAACCAUUUGGUGGGAGAGGAUUUCGUCAUACAGACUUUUCGAAAGCCUCUCUAUGGAGACCGUUUUCUGGAGGUUUCAUAUGACUACGUCUACGGCAAGGGCCGGAUCGAGAUCUUGAUCGGUGUCAGUGACAGCAUUUCCCUCGCUGAGGAGUUGUACCUUCGGAGCGUUGCGGACGAGGAGAUGGUCAGAUGUAUGGCAUAUAUCAACAAGAUCGAUCCUACUGCAUCCUUUGACAUCAGCUACGUGGUCCCAGAGUCGAUGGCCACUCAGGUUCUCAAUGAUGAGGAGGACCAGCGUGUACCAGAUACGGAGUCCCAGGCAGUCGAGCCCACUCAUGAGGGGGUACCACUUAGCCGUGCUAGUUCCUCUGCUGGAGAUGGAGAAGUAACCACAACCGUGGUUCUUCGAGAGAUGUUGAACCGAAUAGAGGCCAUGAAGACCGGGAUGGACACUAUGAAUGUCCGUCUAGACCUUCCAAGAGCUAAAGUACCUCCAGAGAACAUACCCUGCUUUGAUGGAACCAAGGUUAGGGAGUUCCUGGAGGACUACGAUGUCUUCGGCAUGAGCCACGGUUGGUCGGACAAGCAGAAGUUGAAAGCUCUGCUAGCCUAUGUUGAACCUAAGAUGAGAGUGUCGGUAACGAAGACGAUACAAGGGUUGACAACAUGGGUCGAGGUUAGACAAAAGAUGCUGGAAGAGUAUGCGAAGUAUGACGUCCCAACGAUAAGGCAAAAUUUGUUGGAAGUACGACGCUCCAAGUACGCUACCCUCGAUCAAUUCCUAGAGGAUUUUGAGAGGGUUGCGAGGAGAGUACCCUCACUAGACGAGGCCCAAAAAUGCCAUGUCCUACUGACUAACUUCGCAGAGGACGAAAGGAAGAGUGUGGUAAGUCGCGCUGCCCAUUAUCCUCUGAAGUGGGAUGAAGUAGUUGAGAUGGUCCGUGAGCUACCUUCCGUGUCCAAUCGAAAAUGGUCCUUGGAACAGAUGAAAGCAAUCACUAGUGCGAGAGAGGGAAAUGUUGAGGCAGCUACGGGGGGGAACUUGAAGGCAGAGGAGAUUCGUGGUCUUCUCGUUAAGCUUGGUAGCUUCGAGAAGUUAACCCUUCCUGCCCCAGCAACUCAAGCACUUGUUGGAGCCGAAGAAGGUCAUACUCUAACCCGGUGUCCGACUUUAGAAAAAAAGUUCGAAGAAGGGAUUGUCAAGAAGAAUGUCAAUGGGCACAUCUGUGAUGCCAAUUCGAAUAAGGUGGACCUCCGAGUCAAAGGAGGAAUGCGAGCAAUUAUCCUAGAAAAGGCUAAGGCCAAUAAGGAUAAAAAGAAGAAGGUUAGGAUCAAUGUUGUCACCUUUGACGRCAUGCUACCUCCGGAGAUAGUGGCUCGAGACGACAAUCCUGGAAGUCAAAGCCUGAACGUAUCUCAUAUCAGCCAUAGAGAGGUUGAGGAGAAAAAGCGGGAGAAGGCCCAAAGAGAGCUAGACCAGUUGAUUGAUGGGACCAAGGACUUAGUGAAGGAAGGGAAAGGAAAGGAAGCUGUCGGGAAAAAGAGGAAGGUGGUCCUGAGAUCUGAGGCCGAGGAGGGUGUCUCGAUAGAUGAAGUAGUGAAGAAACUACUUGAGGAGACCGAGAUCUAUCCUGGAAAGAGGCGGUAGCUUUGGUGCCAAAGUUUAGAGAAGAACUUAAAAAGAUGGUUGAAAGGCGGAAGGUAGAAAUCAAUAGCCUAAGACUCU
This is a messenger RNA of Chara braunii, 1891 nucleotides long. Lineage: Eukaryota; Viridiplantae; Streptophyta; Charophyceae; Charales; Characeae. The record is from the annotation of a GenBank genome assembly.